This is a messenger RNA of Aspergillus mulundensis, 741 nucleotides long. RefSeq lists its product as uncharacterized. The transcript has 3 exons. The record is from RefSeq and is a predicted model, not a curated record. Bases 1 to 741 code for a protein of 246 amino acids. Lineage: Eukaryota; Fungi; Ascomycota; Eurotiomycetes; Eurotiales; Aspergillaceae. Gene Ontology annotation, molecular function: zinc ion binding; nucleic acid binding.
AUGGCUACACGACAACCGCUCCCUCCUCGCCAGCCUCUCCGAGCCUCGGCGCAGAAUGCGGCAAACAGGAGAUGCUGGAAUUGCGAUCGGAUUGGGCAUCUGGCUAGAGACUGCCGUCUGUCGAAGCAAGUCUUUGGCCAGCCGGGCAGACCCAAUAGACCACAGCAGCCAGACCAAGCUCCAGCCCGCCAGGAAAACCCGCACCCCGAGACUGCACCGUUCCGAGGGCGAGACCCCAAGCAAUGGGAAUGCUACGCCUGUGGAGUCCCUGGUCACGCUCGCAGUGGUUGUCCGUUGAUGACAAGAGGCACCGGCCGAGGGACCCGAUACCAGGACCAUCGCAGGACAUACGAUCCCAGACGCCGCCAGGAACCUCGCCGCCAGGAUGAGCCUCGCAACCGCCAGAACCGUCCGAGAUUCCAAACCGGCAAGGAUAACGUUCAGCUGGACCCCCGUCACCGUCUGAAUCUGCGGCCCCGUCAAGAGGCAUCUCGCAUACGCAAGUCUCCCCCACCCAAACGCGAUCCUGUAGCAGCUCUUCGCAAGGAGAUCUCAGCCCUUGGCCUGCAGACUCCGGCGCGCGGAUUCGCAGUCGUGCCUUCUUGGAGAACGCCCAAGACCAAGGCCACCAGCGAUGAGGAAUGGUUGCCGAGUUCUGGGCAGUCUGAGAGCCCGACGGUUGAUGAUUCUAGUACGUACGCGCACGUUCUCUUCUACCCUCUGCAACAAUGGGCUGACUAG